Ogataea philodendri is the source of this 1101-nucleotide messenger RNA. RefSeq lists its product as uncharacterized. Gene Ontology annotation, molecular function: tryptophan-tRNA ligase activity; ATP binding. Gene Ontology annotation, cellular component: mitochondrion; mitochondrial matrix. The record is from RefSeq and is a predicted model, not a curated record. Gene Ontology annotation, biological process: mitochondrial tryptophanyl-tRNA aminoacylation. Lineage: Eukaryota; Fungi; Ascomycota; Pichiomycetes; Pichiales; Pichiaceae. The transcript has a single exon. Bases 1 to 1101 code for a protein of 366 amino acids.
AUGUUUAGACGGCUCAUGUCCACCGUUUCGGUGGAAUAUGUCAACUCUCCGAGCUUCCAACUGCCGCCGAAAUCCCGUCUUGUCAGCGGAAUUCAGCCCACCGGAGCGUUCCACCUGGGCAACCAUCUGGGAGCCACCAAGACCUGGCACACCAUCUCUGAAAAAUUGGACUCGUCCUCGUCAAUGAUCCUUUUUGUGGCCGACCUGCACUCGCUGACGGUGCCGCAGGACUACGCGCGCUUGAAAACACAGCGGUUCGAGGCAUUGGCGUCGGUUCUGGCGUGCGGAAUCGACCCGGAAAAGGUCACCGUGUACCACCAAUCUGCCGUGCCUGAACAUACCCAGUUGCAAUGGAUCCUGUCCUGUUUCUCAGGGAUGGGCUAUCUCAACCGGAUGACCCAAUGGAAGGCGAAGUCCGACCUCAAGACAGACGUCCAGAUCCAGGACCAGCUCGGAGCUGUCAGACUCGGUCUGUUCACGUACCCCGUGCUGAUGGCAGCAGACGUGCUGCUCUUCAACUCUACCCACGUCCCAGUAGGUCAGGACCAGGUCCAGCACCUGGAAUUUACCAGAGACCUUGCCGCGGUGUUCAACAAACAAACCAAAUCCAACUUCUUCACGCUGCCGCGGACUCUGAUGGCUCCGACCAACAAGAUCCUCAAUCUGAGAGACCCGGCCAAAAAAAUGUCCAAGUCAGAUCCAGACCCGCUGACCAAGAUCCUGAUCACCGAGGACGCUAACUCGAUCCGUACAAAGAUCAUGAAGGCCACCACGGACUCCAUAGAAGGCCCGCUGACGUUCGACCCGGAGUUGCGUCCGGGAGUGUCUAAUUUGAUCACCAUCUACUCCAGCAGUAUUGGCAAGACCAUCGACGAGGUGCUGCCAGAGAUCCAAAACUUGGACAAACGAAGUCUCAAGGAACUGGUGGCCGACGUUGUGGUGAAAGAACUCGCCGAACCAACAAGACGCUACAACGAACUGAUCAAAGACCAAGAUUACCUGUAUAAACUGGCCGCCCAAGGAGCAGAGAAAGUCCGUCCAUUGGCCAAUAACAACCUCAAACAGAUCUACAAGAUCGUUGGUAUGGACAUGGACAGAUAA